Molecule: messenger RNA, 2124 nt
Organism: Dalotia coriaria
Lineage: Eukaryota; Metazoa; Arthropoda; Insecta; Coleoptera; Staphylinidae
Gene: Ent3
Product: equilibrative nucleoside transporter 3
Exons: 8
Coding region: 118-1761 (547 amino acids)
Biological process (GO): nucleoside transmembrane transport
Cellular component (GO): plasma membrane
Molecular function (GO): monoamine transmembrane transporter activity; nucleoside transmembrane transporter activity
Source: RefSeq, a predicted model, not a curated record
AAUAGUUGCUCUAAUUUAGUCAGCUGCGCGAGACGCAAAAGCGUGUCAUCUUCAAGAAUGCCGUAAAAAGUGUUCCUGCAAAUAAAAAAAAAACGCCGACCACCACCGCAAAACAUCAUGGAAGAAUCCUGCAGCUAUGCAAAGCUGAAGAAGGAGCGAAAGUCGUCGCAGACAAACGAGUUAACCGAUCUAAACAUCAGCGUUUCAAACUUGAACAUAUCGCCGCCAAAGGAUCCAUAUAAUUUAAUCUAUAUUUCGUUUAUAUUAGGAGGAGCAGGAUUCCUAAUUCCUUAUAAUACAUUUAUUAUGGCUAUGGAUUAUUUUAAGAUGGAAUUUCCGUCAACGCAGGUCGUUUUUGACAUGUCCUUAAUCUAUAUUGUACUUGCGUUUUUCACAGUGCUGGGUAACAAUUUGCUUGUUGAAACGUGCAGUUUGACCAGCAGAAUUACCUUUGGUUACAUGUUAUCAUUUUUAACAUUGUUGUUUGUCGCCGUUGUGGAAGUUAAAUCAGCUAUUUUGAGUCGAAAUUUGGGUUACGCUGUUAACAUGGGAUCAGUGGCUGUCGUCGCAGUUGGAUGUACAGUGCAACAAUCAAGUUAUUAUGGAUAUACGAGUAUGCUUCCCGCACGUUAUACCCAGGCAGUAAUGGUGGGAGAAAGUGUAUCUGGUGUAUUCACUUCCGGUGUGCGAGUGUUGACCAAAUAUAUAGUGCCGGACAUUCGGCGCAGUACCGAAGCUUUCUUCAUUGUGUCAAUGGGCACAAUAAUUUUCUGCUAUAUUGUCUACCAUCUUGUGCGAAAGACAGAUUUUAUUCAGUUCUAUUUAGCACUGCAUGAGCGAGCCAAAACCAGGAUAGUAUUAGAACCAGCUGAAGAUGCAGGACUGGUGGAUAAUACCGAAUUACAGUAUGGCAUGUUGAAAAUUCAGAACAGUCCACCGCCCAACGCGUGCUUAAGUUUCAACAAUCCAGUUUACGAACCAAGUGGACAAGCUCCAACCUUCAAGGUGGAAGAUAUUGUUAUCAAGGGACGCACUCCGAGUAUUAGUGGUGGACGAAGGUCCAUUAAACGUGGAUUUAAAGCAAGAUUGGAAAUUGCCAAAAACAUUUACCCUUACAUGAUAUCAAUUUGUUUGGUUUAUUUUGUAACGUUAUGCUUGUAUCCAGGCGUGGCUUCCGAGAUUUUCAGCUGUAAAUUUGGUACAUGGAUGCCUAUAAUCAUGAUGUCGAUUUUUAACGGAUCUGACUUGCUGGGAAAAGUGCUGGCAGCUUCCACCAUGAACAUGUCGCGCACCAAACUCGUGCGACUUUCCGUGCUACGCGUGCUUUUGGUGCCGACGAUGGUAAUAGCCGCGCAAGGUCAGGUACACCCGGCAAUGUAUGCAAAGGACGUGUUUGCAUUUAUGCUUUCAAUUGUCUUGGGGAUAUCUAAUGGUAUUCUGGGAAGCGUUCCGAUGAUUAAAGCACCGAGUCAAGUGGAUGAUUGCUAUAGGGAAUUAACAGGCAAUCUAAUGACCUUGUUAUACAAUUUCGGUUUGAUAUCUGGUUCGUUGACAGCGUACUUCAUCGAGUCGGUCAUACCAUCAUAUCCAUCCAAUUUUUGCCAGCGCUGGGAACCGAGAGGGUUCAACUUUGGCAGAGAUCCAGCAAUUCGAACAUCCACGCUGGCGACAACGCUUUUUGCAAGCACAUUCGGACCCGACAUAGACACCAGCUCGUAUGCGUAUUCUACAGAGUCCACUAGCAAUUUCACUUCGUUUUGAUUUGCGUAAAAAUUUUGUUAAACCCUAAAGAUUACUAAUACUGAUAAUAAUAGAAUUUAACCACGGCUGAGGUUGAUGAUGUGUGCUUGUACAAUGAUUGAGACGAUUACAUCUCGUGAACACUGCAUGACAUAUGAUAACGUGAUAAAUAUUGUAAGUGUAUUGUUGUUGUAUAUAGUAUUAACUAUUAACUGUAUAUUUUAUAAAAAGAGUAUAUCACGAGAGUAAAAUUAUGAUAAAUGAUUAAUAUAUGAUAGCGAAAUGCUGCUGUAAUCAAAAUGUGUAUACCUAUAUUAUAAUGAAAGAAAGAUUAUAUUUAACCGGAGAGCAUCAUGGUAAAUAAAAUUUAUCUUAAGUAAAAAA